CGUAUCCGGAUUAUACCGGAUACACUACACGCACUUUAUUGAAGGCAACGUCGAGUGGUGGUUGGCAGAAGCAGAUUGAUCCACGAUGGCCAAGUUCACGCACGAGCAAAUGAAGAAGAUGACGCGCCGCGUGGCGUCCGAGUCGACCGAGUGCCAGCCUGAGUUCCUUCUCUUCAUCGGCGCCAUGGCCAAGCACAACUGGGACUCGAGCAAGUGCGUGCGCGAGUGGCGGGACGCUUUCAACUGCGUCGCUGGCAACCGUAACAAGGGCAGCGCCAAGCAAAAGUCGACGCUCAACUACCACGUCAUGCGCCUCGCCAAGGGCUUGUAAAUAUUAGGAUGAUCCAAGCGUUGCCUGCAUAAUAGAGCGGAUGCCAUGACCUGGACUCGCCCCAGUACGACACAGUAUGGAACUACACAGUCUACUAGGGAGGCUAGGACCUCAAAAUCAAGGCAUGGACAGCGUUGCUAUGUCCCAUGUACAGCCA
Saprolegnia diclina VS20 is the source of this 488-nucleotide messenger RNA. RefSeq lists its product as hypothetical. The record is from RefSeq and is a predicted model, not a curated record. The transcript has a single exon. Bases 86 to 331 code for a protein of 81 amino acids. Lineage: Eukaryota; Oomycota; Saprolegniomycetes; Saprolegniales; Saprolegniaceae.